Messenger RNA from Andrographis paniculata, 2332 nucleotides. Its product is annotated as protein CELLULOSE SYNTHASE INTERACTIVE 3-like. Gene Ontology annotation, molecular function: protein binding. The coding region runs from base 483 to 2171 and encodes 562 amino acids. The record is from RefSeq and is a predicted model, not a curated record. The transcript is spliced from 3 exons. NCBI's taxonomy places the organism in Eukaryota, Viridiplantae, Streptophyta, Magnoliopsida, Lamiales, Acanthaceae.
UCUUACUGAAUACAGUAGAGAGAGAAUCAGGUAGACAGGUCUGACAGUUUGUUGUUCUUCUUCUUCUACUAUCAGAUGCGGGGAGAGAGAAACAUGCUACGAUGUCUUCUUGAAAAUCGUUCUGAAAUUUGAAAUUUCAAUUGUCUUCUCUCUCUCAUUUCUUCUUUCAAAUAAAUGGUAUGCUACUUUCAAAUUGAAUCUGUCGGGGGACUACUCUUUUCGUCGUCACUUCGGAAAUAAAAUAAAAAAGAAAUGAACUGAUUCAAGGUUCUUUAUAUUCAAAUCUUUCUCUUUCCUUUCGGCAUCAGGAAAUUGCUGUUCUAGUCGUGGCUAAAAAACUCUUCUGCUCUCGUGCCCUGGAGGCAAAAAGAGUAAAGGUGGAGAGGCAGGUUUGGUGGCUGGAAAAGGUGUCCGAUGCCUUGAAUGUUAGGGAAAAGACAAGAUUAAUUUGAGGUCUGGUGAUUGUUUGACUGACUUAAACCAUGUCCGAAGGCUGCGGUAAGGAAUCCGUGGUGGAUGAUAGCCUGUCUACGGAAGAAUGGCUAACGUGCGCACAAGGUCUCGUCCCGACGGCGCUGGAGAAGGCCAGGGAGGUUAAAGGCUUCCCUGUCCGAUGGAAGAUGAUCAUUUCCAAGUUGGAGCAGAUUCCGGCACGGCUGUCGGAUUUAUCCAGCCAUCCUUGCUUCUCCAAGAAUGCACUUUGCAAGGAGCAGCUGCAGGCUGUUUCAAGAACACUGAAUGAGGCAAUUGAAUUGGCGGAAGCCUGCACGAAAGAGAAGUAUGAGGGGAAGCUCAAGAUGCAGAGUGAUCUCGACGCACUCGCCGGAAAACUGGAUUUGAAUCUGCGUGAUUGCGGGCUGUUGAUCAAGACAGGUGUUCUUGGCGAGGUCUCUGUUCUGCCGGCUGUGGCGAGCACUUCAGCUGAGCCGGAGGCUGCCGGAUAUGGAAACUUGAGGGAAUUACUCGCCCGGCUGCAGAUUGGCCAUUUGGAGGCUAAACAUAAAGCUCUCAACAGUCUUGUGGAAGUUAUGAAAGAGGACGAAAAGAAUGUUCUGGCGGUGAUCGGGCGAAGUAACAUUGCGGCAUUAGUCCAGCUGCUCACUGCUACUUCGCCUCGUAUCAGAGAAAAGACAGUUACGAUCAUCUGCUCGCUUGCCGAGUCGCGCAGCUGUGAGAAUUGGCUCGUUUCAGAAGGCGUGCUCCCUCCGCUCAUCAGGCUUGCAGAAUCGGGCAGCGCUGUGGGGAAAGAGAAGGCGAUAAUUGCUCUUCAAAGGCUUUCGAUGUCAUCCGAAACGGCGCGUUCUAUCGUCGGUCACGGCGGGGUGCGGCCGUUGGUCGAGAUUUGUCAAUCCGGCGAUUCAGUGUCGCAGGCCGCUGCAGCGUGUACGCUAAAGAAUAUAUCUGCUGUGCCGGAGGCUCGCCAAGCCCUUGCCAAGGAAGGGAUAGUGAAGGUGAUGAUAAGUCUUCUCGAUUCCGGAAUUCUCUUGGGAUCGAAGGAGUACGCGGCCGAAUGCUUGCAGAACUUAACGUCGAGCAAUAACGAUCUCAAGAAAGACGUCGUAGCUGAAGGUGGGCUAACGAGCCUUCUUGCUUAUCUAGACGGUCCGUUGCCUCAAGAAUCCACAGUCGGCGCAUUGCGUAAUCUGGUCGGAUCAGUGUCUGCCGAAGCUCUGAUGUGCGCCGGCGUCAUCCCGAGGUUGGCUCAUGUGCUGAAAUCGGGAUCUCCGAGCGCGCAGCAAUCUGCGGCAUCGGCCAUCUGCCGGAUUUCCACUUCGUCAGAGAUGAAAAGAUCGGUAGGUGAAGCUGGAUGCAUUCCGUUAUUGGUGAAAAUGCUCGAGGCGAAGGCAAAUGCCGCGAAGGAAGUUGCGGCACAGGCGAUAGCUGCGCUGAUUACCGUAUCCAGCAACUGCCGAGAAGUGAAGAAGGAUAACAAAAGCGUGCCAAACUUGGUGGCAUUGCUCGACCCGAACCCUCAGAACACUGCCAAGAAAUACGCGGUUUCGUGCCUGAUGUUGCUUUCCUCGAGCAAGAAGUGCAAGAAGCUGAUGGUUUCUUACGGGGCGAUCGGGUAUCUGAAGAAGCUGGCUGAAAUGGACGUUCCGGGCGCGAAAAAGCUGCUCGAAAGGAUGGAACGUAGCAAGAUCAAGAGUCUGUUUGCGAGGAAGUCGUAGGAUGUGAGGAUCUUUGUUUUGUGGGUGCUAUAAUGUAAGAAAGUAGUAGCUUCUUAACAUCAUGGAAAACAGGUUCAAACAAUACUCAGCUAUGUCUGUAUAAAAAUGAAUAAUGAAUGUUCUUCGAAUUCUGCCUCAAUCAAUACAACAACAUUAAUGCA